ACUAUUCAAAUGGGGAAGAAGAAAAAUGAGCAAGAAGUAAAAGUUUUCGUUGCAGAAUUCAAAGUCACAAUGCACUGCAAUGCGUGUGAAAGAAUAGUUUCCAAAACCCUGUUGAAGAUCAAAGGGGUGGAGAGGAUCGCAACAGACAUGAACACUCACAAGGUUGUGGUAACAGGAAAGACCGACCCAGAAAAGAUUUUGAAGAAACUGUAGAAAAAGAUUAAGAAGAAAGUAGAGAUAAUUGAUGACAAAGAAAAAGACUCAAAAGAUGUUGAUGAAGGAAACUUAUCGAGACCAUUGAUUAUUCAUCCACUUAUGUUUGAUUGCUGCAAAGAAUGUGAACAAUUCCCUAUGAUGUUUAGUGAUGAGAAUCCAAAUGCUUGA
Molecule: messenger RNA, 384 nt
Organism: Argentina anserina (silverweed cinquefoil)
Lineage: Eukaryota; Viridiplantae; Streptophyta; Magnoliopsida; Rosales; Rosaceae
Product: heavy metal-associated isoprenylated plant protein 19
Exons: 4
Molecular function (GO): metal ion binding
Source: RefSeq, a predicted model, not a curated record